GGGGAAGGGAGGGGCGCACACGUGGCGGCCCGUCACUGGCCCGGAGCGCCAUUGAUUCGCGUGUUUCUUCUGCUGCGGCUGCGGCCGCUGCUUCUUCUUCCUCCUCCAGCUCGCCAAGCUGCGCGGCCUGCAGAGGAGUGGGGAGUGGGGGGGUGCUAGUCGAGCUCCGCAGCAGCAGCGAGGAGAUGCCGAUGGCGAGGGCGAGGCGUGCGGCGGCGCUGCUGCUGGCGGCGGCGUGCGCCGCGGCGGCGAUCGGCGGAGGCGGGUGCGGGAGGGUGGUGCACGUGGAGGAGGAGCACCGGAGGAGCAUGCUCGCCAAUGGCCUCGGCUCGGCUCCUCCCAUGGGCUGGAACAGCUGGAAUCACUUCGCCUGCGACGGCAACGGAGAAGGCGUCAUCAGGGAGACUGCCGAUGCACUUGUGUCGACCGGGCUUGCAGCUGCUGGCUACAAGUACGUCAACAUCGAUGAUUGCUGGGCAGAGCCAGAACGUGAUUCAAAGGGAAACCUUGUAGCCAACAAGAAGACAUUUCCUCACGGAAUCAAGGCACUCGCUGACUAUGUUCAUAGCAAGGGGCUCAAGCUAGGGAUAUACUCUGAUGCAGGAUUCAAGACGUGUGCGAAGGUUCAGCCGGGGUCUCUUGGCCACGAGCAGCAGGACGCCAGGACGUUCGCGUCAUGGGGAGUGGACUACCUCAAGUAUGAUAACUGCAACAAUGGCGACCUGAAGCCGCUGGAGAGGUACCCUGAGAUGAGCAAGGCUCUGAUGAUGGCUGGCAGGCCGAUCUACUUCUCGCUGUGCGAAUGGGGGGACAUGCACCCGGCGAAGUGGGGCGCGGCGUACGGCAACAGCUGGAGGACCACCAACGACAUCGCCGACACCUGGGAGAGGUGGAACCGCCUCCGCCGUCGUCUUGCUUGGCCAUUGCAUCGACCAUCGAUCGAUCGAUCGGUCUCUCUCUACAGCGUAUUCAGUAAUAUUUCAGUGUUCAGAGAAUUGCCUUUUCUUCGCUGUUUCAGCAUGGUGUCGAGGGCGGACGAGAACGAGGUGUGGGCCGAGUACGCGCGCCCCGGCGGCUGGAACGACCCGGACAUGCUGGAGGUCGGCAAUGGCGGGAUGAGCAACGACGAGUACAUCGUCCACUUCAGCCUCUGGGCGAUCUCCAAGGCUCCUCUCAUCAUCGGCUGCGACGUGAGCCACAUGUCGCAGCAGACGUACGACAUCCUCGCCAACAAGGAGGUCAUCGCCGUCAACCAAGAUCCUCUGGGAGUCCAGGGGAAGAAGGUGAGGAUGGAGGGCAGCAGCGAGGUGUGGGCGGGGCCGCUGUCCGGCUACAGGACGGCGGUGGUGGCGCUGAACCGGCACGCCCACGACGCGGCGGCGAUCACCGCGCACUGGGACGACAUCGGCCUCCCCGCCGGCACCGCCGUCGAGGCCCGGGACCUCUGGCAGCACAAGACGCUGGGCGGCGAGUUCGCCGACAAGAUCACCCUCGACGUGCCGCCGCACUCGUGCAGGAUGCUCGUGCUCAAGCCCCUCCUCUCGUCUCGGGCCAACUGAUCGGCAUCGAUCUCUCUCUCUCUCUCGCUCGCUCGCUCGCUCGCCGCCGUGACAUUGAUCUGUGCAGCUCUAUCACGAGCAAUUUAGCACCAUUUCCCGCAAUAAAACUAAAACUGGUCCGAUACUACUGCAGAGAAGGCGUGUUGACCGAUGAAUAGAUGGGUGGGCCGUGAUUGCAUCCCAUAGUCAUGUAUGGGCCGGGCCGUCUCUCGGGCCAAAUUCACGGCCCAUUUGCAUACAGAUGGGCUGGGAUUUGCAUGCUUCUCUUGCAGGCCCGGGUGUUGGGGGUGGGGGUCGGAAAAUAAAAAUCCGAUCCCCGUGACCGCGAGCUCCCAAAAACGACUACUCAUGAUGUGAUCCACUGUUUAUUCGGCUACGAGAAAAUUAUCUGAUUGUUUUUA
Molecule: messenger RNA, 1960 nt
Organism: Oryza brachyantha (malo sina)
Lineage: Eukaryota; Viridiplantae; Streptophyta; Magnoliopsida; Poales; Poaceae
Product: alpha-galactosidase 1-like
Exons: 13
Coding region: 186-1559 (457 amino acids)
Biological process (GO): carbohydrate metabolic process
Molecular function (GO): hydrolase activity, hydrolyzing O-glycosyl compounds
Source: RefSeq, a predicted model, not a curated record